This is a messenger RNA of Syngnathoides biaculeatus (alligator pipefish), 5187 nucleotides long. Its product is annotated as cingulin-like protein 1. Gene Ontology annotation, cellular component: myosin complex. Bases 159 to 3245 code for a protein of 1028 amino acids. Lineage: Eukaryota; Metazoa; Chordata; Actinopteri; Syngnathiformes; Syngnathidae. The transcript is spliced from 19 exons. The record is from RefSeq and is a predicted model, not a curated record.
CGGAUGUCGGACACGGAGGCGUCAGUGAACGCCUCAUUGGGCAGAGGCAGGCCAGCGGGAUAGUUUGGAGGAGGAAGAGGAGGACUUAACUCAUUGGACUCACACUCAGUCCCUCACGCGCUCACAACGGUUCACCCCUGCAUGCAGCUGGCGCCACAAUGGCAGGACUUGGAGGUUCCCCGGAAAUGAGGAUGCACAAGGGUUAUGUGGAUCCACACAACCCAAGAGGCGGCCAUGACAGCUUGUUUGGAGUUCGUGUGCAGGUUCAAGGAAUUAAAGGUCAGCCCUUUGUCGUUCUGAACAGUUCUGGCGAAGAAAGCCACAGAGACGUAUCAGUCGUUACUCACCAGACUGGGUACAAGCCGGGCAUGGUGAGGAGGUCCCUGGACGAGAGUAGCUCCUCCUUCCAGUUUCAUUACCAAAAACAUCCAGAGAUCAUGAGGCCGUACGACCCCAGAAGCAACAACCUCAACCAUCUCAACCCUUCCCAAACCGUUCCUGGAAGAGCAGUGGACCGAGUCAAAGCCAGGAUUCCGCUUCCAGCAGAAGGCCCUUCCGAUGACCACAACACGCCUCCCUCAGAAAUACCUCCCAAGUCCCCAAACUCAGUAGACUCCGAGCCCUUCGUGUCCGUCGGCAAGCUGAUCAACCAGUUCAACAGCAGCCCCCGUAGGGGAAGGGGUGGUCCCAGGAGUCGGCUCGACCCGGAGGAAAUGCGGCGGUCACGUAGCGUGGACAGCGGCCGAGCUUCCGACUCGUCUUCCUCCUCGUCCAGCAGGGCGUCAUCUCUGAAGGGGGGCAGCAGCGCCGCGACCUCAGCCGGGAUGUAUCCUCCUGGGUCGGCCCGGGCUCGACUGCUGGGCGGCGAGGCCAACAAGAGAGCAGAGAGCAAACCCAGCAUGCCGCUCAAAGCUCAUCCUGGGAUGGACGUGACAGAAAAAGUAUUUCACAAAACUAAGGAAUCGUCGCACGGUGCCUGCGUAGACGGCGCUGAGGAAAGAGACGCUCAGGUCACUCCUGAUCUUCUGAAAGGACAGCAGGUGUCUGUCGACCCGAAUGAAGAUGCGGCGAAACAAAUGCUCUUCACCUACCUCAAGGAAGGGACGACUGAUGAAUUGUCGGUCACCAAGAGGAAAGUCAGCCUGCUGCUCGAAAGGAUCAACAGACUGAAGUGGAAAACGGGUGUGAAUGUGGAGGAGGAGAUGAAAGAUCAGGCAGUCGAGGUGAAACAGCUGUUGGAGAAACAAGAAGCACUGGAGUCCCAAGUGUGCGACUUGAAGCGGAAACUGGAAACCGAGAUGAAGAAUGAAAAGACACUUGCCAAAGCCUGCGAGAAGGCCCGGACGGAGAAGAAGAAGCUGCAGGAAGAGUUGGCCACGAGUCAGGCCGAGCUUUCCAAACUUCGGAGCAAACUGAUGGAAAUUGAGGCGCAGCUCAAGUCAACCAAAGACGAGUUGAAUCAGAUGAUUGCAGACAAGGAGCGUUCUAAAGUGCAGAUGAAAGACCUCCAGCAGCAGCUCUCUGACAUGCACGAUGAACUGGACCAAUCCAAGAAGGCAGAAUUGAUACACGCGGAGAAAGAAGUCCUUUUGAAGGAUAUGGCCCAGCUGCGUGGAGACUUUCAGGAGGUGCUGCUGGCGAAGGAGGAGCACGAGGAGCUUCUACGACAGCAGGAAAAGGAGCUCAAAGACUUGAAGGGGGCCAUCAAAGACGAGGUGGAGACGCACGAUAAAUACAUUGCUGCUCUGAAGGAAGAAUAUGAAUUAGAGCUGGAACAUCUCAUGAGGGAUUUAGAGAAGACGAAGGAGAGCAAUGCCAUGCUGGGCCGAGAGAAGGUGGAGGCGCUGCAAGAGGGCGGUGCAGCCAAGGAGAAGCUCCAGGAGCUGACUCAGCAAAGAGAUCAACUCAAGGGAAAAGUGCAGGAGCUGAGCGGCAAAGUGGAUCAGCUGAGUCGAGCCGUUCAGGAGUCAAAAGCGGUGGAGAGGCUGCAGGAGCAGCGAGACAAGCAGUUGGAGAGGGAAAAGCAGCAGUUGGAGGAAGCGUUGCAGGAUGUGAGGAGGAAUGAAGAGGAAAUGUGCCAGUCCAACCGCUCGCUGCUAACUCGUCUCGAGGAAGUGCAAAGUAAGCUGACCAAACUCAACCACGAGCACAGGGACAUGAAAGAGAAGCUCAGGGAGGAGCGGAAACAAGCUGAAGAGCUGUGGAAGAGCAAAAGUCAGCUGGAGGAUAAGAGGAGGCUGCAGGACAGGACAGUGGAACAACUUCAGAGGAAGAUGAAUAGCAUCAUGGAGGACUGCGAGGCAUCUACAGAUGUUCUUCAGAGCCAGAUAGACGAGGCCAAAGAGAGGAGUCAGAGGGAGUCGGCCGAGCUGCGCAGACAGCUGCAGGAAAAGGGGGCCGAGCUGGAGAAAUCCCGACUGGUGGCCAAAAAGCUUCAGGAUGAGCUGCUUCCUCUGGAGGAGGAUCUGCGGAGGUGUCACCGGGAGCAGCAGGAGGCCCAGUCCAGGGCCCAGCAGCUGGAGCAAAGGGUGGAGGAGCUGGAGGAGAGCAACGCCACCACGGUGGACGAGCGCGACCGCCACGUCAAACUCCUUGAGGGUCGCAUCGGUCAGCUGGAGGAAGACGUGAAGGACGAGCGCGGCACUGCCGACCGCCUCAUGGAGCGAUUAGACAAAACCAAAGACCAGGUGGAUCAGAUGAGGAGCGAGUUGAUGCAGGAGAGAGCAGUCAGGCAGGACCUGGAGUGUGACAACAUCAGCCUGGAAAGACAGAAUAAAGACCUCAAGAGCAGAGUGUCUCAUUUAGAAGGAUCGCAGAGGACCAACCAGGAUUCUCUCAUUUCCAAACUCAACAGCCGCAUCCAGGAACUCGAAGACAGGUUGCAAGGGGAGGAAAGGGACAACAACAACUUGCAGCAAGCCAACCGCAAGCUGGAGCGCAAGGUGAAGGAGAUGAAGAUGCAGGCGGACGAGGACCACGCCAACCUGCAGACGCACAGCGACCAGUUGACUCAGAGGCUGAAGACGGCCAAGCGACAGAUGGACGAAGCCGAGGAGGAGAUCGAGCGCCUGGAGCACGCCAAGAAGAAGCUGCAGAGAGAGCUGGAGGAGCAGCUCGAGGCCAAUGAGCAGCUUCACGGCCAAAUUGACACGUUGAGGAAAGACAUGAGGCGCAAACGAAUAUCACCCCCCGUGAUGAAAGUGGCGGCGGAUGGAGACGGGCAGGAUGACACUGGUUCCGAUUAACCGGAUCAAUAACUCACAUCACGUUUGAACUUCAUGAGGCGCUUGUUCCAGUAAUUCCAUUAACGACUCCUGGUAUCCUGGCAUUGUGUUAAGCCUGACCUCUAGUGGCUAUAUUUGUAACUAUUUGGUGUGGCAAACAAACACCCAGUGCUGCGAUAAGAUGUGGACCCAAGUAUGGAGAUGUACAAUCCAUCCAUCCAUUUUCAAAAGUAGAUCUUCUCAAAUUUAGCGUGUGGAGAAACUACACCCGCUACUUUUUUUUUUUCCUAAAACCUAAACAUAACUCUCACGCCAAUUAUGCAUCACUAUUUGAACUAUUUCACAUUACAAAAAUCUCACCACCAAACCAAAAUGUCCCAAAAUAAUGAUGAUAACAUUUGAUUUUACUCACACUUUUAAGUAAAUUACGUCGCUACCUUCCGUCAUCUGGCUGUCUGUAUAUGUCACUGGCUUAGAUAGAUUGGCAAAUAUAAUCAUUUUUAGACCAUCCAUCCAUCUGUUUUCUGAUCCGCUUAUCCUCACAAGGGCCAUGGGAGUGUUAUCCCAAUAAAGUGAACUUGUAUAAUUUCUUGUAGUACACCAGAUGUCCUGGAACACUAAUGUGAUGUGAGCACUGUGGUUUACAAUCACUGCUUUUGAUGUGGGUUACACCAAUUUUGUCUGGUUCCCCCCGAAUCUUAAAGGGGAAAUCCUGUGGUUGCAUGAACAAUGUAUCCAAUAGGUCACGUAAUAUGUACUCUAUCUUGACAAUGUGAUUUUAAAUCCUCUCUCCUUUAAUGUGUUUUAAGAUUUCUAUCGACAAUUACGAAUUUUCAGGGGCGCUGCCAUUUUCGCGAGUCACAUGACCUACAUGGGCUCCAAACACUCGAUUACAUGGGACACCAUUAUGCCCAGUGCUGAUUUCUCGCAUUUGAUCGGGAAGACGGAGGAAUACUUCCAUACAGAGCGGCGGAGCGGUGGGCAUAAUGGUGUUUAUUAUUUAUAAAUAAUAAUGAGCUCUGCAGAGCGGGGCGAGCUCGUCAGACUCCGCGUCAUUCCGUCCAAAGAAUCAUCCGAAUAUGCAACAUUUACAGCCGAGCGGUGAAGCUCGCUCGUGGGGGAGCGAGCUCAGGGCUCCGCCGCUCGGUGGCAUUAUUUACAGCCAAAGGUUCAAAUCUGUAUGGAAGUAUUCCUCCGCCUUCCAGAUCAACUGGGUGGCGGAGCCGCUCAUGGCCGUGCCGCUCACGGCUGUGUAUGGAAGUAUUCCUCCGUCUUCCCGAUCAACCAAUACUGCUAUUUCUUCAUCAGUUGAGGAUAAAUCCGAGAAAUCAGCGCUAGGCAUAAAUGGUGUCCCAUGGAAUCGAGCCUUUGUUGGAGCACGGUAUAUGUCACAUCCGCGCACGUUGGUUAUGUGACUCGCGAAAAUGGCACCUGAAGAUUCAUAAUUGUCGAUAAAAAUCUUCUCAAAACACUAUUAAAUGAGAGAGGAUUUAAAAUCACAUUGUCAAGAUAGAGUACAUAUUACGUGACCGAUUGGAUACAUUGUUACUUGGAAACCAGUGGAUUUCCCCUUUAAGGCUGGUCUUUUAUUUUGUGACAUUUUGAUGCUUUCAUCUUGCCCUUGAUUGUGUAGUGACCAUUCCAGGGAAUUAUACAAAAUGUCAUGAAAACAGAAAUAUAAAGCAGCUUCAAAGUGUGUGAAAAUAGUUUGGUGAGCAAAUAUUGCGAGCAAGGCCUUUUCUUAUCUGCAACGUCGGCGACCUCACAAAUGUUCCUUUGUGUGUUUUCCUCACGACCAUGCGGCUCCGGCUCAAUACCUUUGUCCACAUUGUUCAAACUCAUCUCUGUCUUACCUCCCCACUAAUAUUUCCAAUGUACUGUGACCCUUUUCAAAAUGCCUUUUGGUGUUUAUAAACCUUCAGAGGCUCUGUACAAAAUAAAAAAAUAAAACCAAUUCAAAAGG